This is a messenger RNA of Puntigrus tetrazona (Sumatra barb), 6151 nucleotides long. It is a transcript of the gene atad5a, whose product is annotated as ATPase family AAA domain containing 5a. Gene Ontology annotation, cellular component: nucleus. Gene Ontology annotation, molecular function: DNA binding; ATP binding; DNA clamp unloader activity. Lineage: Eukaryota; Metazoa; Chordata; Actinopteri; Cypriniformes; Cyprinidae. The record is from RefSeq and is a predicted model, not a curated record.
UUACAGUAUAAACCAUAUUUGUGGGAUAUAUGAAGAUAUUAGGCGUGAUGAAACCCUUAGUUCAAGUUAACUGUAUUUAAGAUGACACUAUAAGUAAACAUUAAAACAAAAAAGACCUGUUUGUUUUUGAGGUAUUUUCCAAAUGACUGUUGGUAUUUUGAAAUCGAACGUCGUUUGAAAAAGCGCUUUUUCCUGUUUCAGGGUGUAUGACGACACGCGCUGUGAUUGGCCGAACCGGCGCGGCGAAAGACCUCCAUGAUAUUUGGCGCCAUUUGUCGAAAACAAUCCGACUGCACCCAAACCUACAUUUUUAGGGAUUAUGGGCUCUUAACUUUAGAUUCAAAUGCUUUUCUGAUUUUGAGAUUACAUUUCCACGUAAGGUGGGUUUGGGGGUCGGUUAUUAUCACGUUGUGUUUGUUUUUCGCGGUUUUUGAAAUAUCGUUAUUUGGGAAAUGUGUAGAUAGGCUUUGUGUUUACGUACAUUCGUUGCUGUACUCGUAUUAUUUUGCACUGUACACUGUAUAUUUGAAGUAUGUAUCAGCGUAUCUCUCAAGGAAGGAAAAGAACUGAUCUAUAGUUUUUGAUUGAAAGGAUGGCUGGGGCCGUGGCUAUGGCGGCUGUCAUAGAGGAUUUUGAGGGUCAGCCGUGUAAGAAGUUGAGGAAGGAUAGUGACGCACCACCUGUCAAAACUAUUACUAACUACUUUAUGCCCAAGCCCGUGGAAAAACCAUUCUCUCCACCACGGUCUAACAACAUAAUGGAUUACUUUAAGAGGACCUCGCCUGCACAAGAAAUAAAAAGCUGCUCUCAAGUAGCUAAAGAAAACUCCCCGCAACCUUCAGAGCGAGCAAGUAGUGAAAUCCCUGGGAAACCAAUAAGAGGACAGGGGCAGAAACGAACCAGGAAGGCCAAAGACAACAAGAAGUCCAAAGAGGAGGAUGCACAGGUGGUCACAGAUGACGUUGUCUUGAUAGAAAGUCCCAGUGAAUCAUCUUUAAUAGAAAGAAAUACCGAUGGCCUUUCAGCUAAAAGCUGUCACGAUGCCUCCUCUGAUAAAGAAUCUGACCUGAGGAAAAGUGUCACCAAGGCUGAUCCAGAUGUCCUGAUGAUUGAAAGUUCUGAACAAAAACCCUCAUUAAAUCAGAGCAGGAGGAAAGACAGUGCAAACAGAAAAUCUGCUGUGAGGAGAAACCGAAAGGCAAAAGGUGGCUGUGAAGAGAAUAAGAAAUGCGAUGGUGAUGCACAAGAGCCUGUAUGCGAGACUAAAUUGGAGGAAAGUGCAGAAAAGAAAAGCGGCACUGUCACAAUCUCAUUCAAAGACUUUGUGCAGAAUCAAAGUCAAGUGCUGGAAGAGAGCAAUGUGAUUCCCAAGACGGACGCUGCUGAACCAUUAAGUGAAGGAAACCCCUGUAAUGAUCAGAGUGAUUCUGCAGUCUGUCCUCUACAGGUGUCACCACGAACUCUCACGGUUCAAGCUGAGGUGCAUUCCAUUUCCCCUGAUCAUCGUGAGUCUGUCAAAGUUGCCACAGAGUUAAAAGUUGCAUCUAUUUUUAGUAAAAGCAAAAAAAGCCAACCAAAAGAGGACAAGAGUUUGUCUGUUCCUGUCCCGCAGAUUAAACUAGAUGCUUUGCCUGACCUCAAAAGGAAAUCUAACGUUGUUCUUCUUGAGGAAGAUCUGGAACUUGAUGUGGUGGAGUACAGCCUCAUUCCUAAAAGCACUGAGGCUGAGAGAAAGCAGUUUAUGAAUGCCUUUAAGCAGCCUAGUUUUGAUGGAUUUAAAAACAAAACCAACAAAGGUCAGAGCAAGCAGAACCAGGUUCAAGACAAAGUCCCGGAGGCAGCAGAUGAUCGACAUGAAAAAUGUCUUGAGAGUGAAGCUGAAGAAAAAUGUGUUGAGAAUAUAACUGAAGUGACCAGCUCGGAGCAGCAUGAAGAGAAGAAGGGCUGUCCAGGUGACAAAAAGAAGCAAGUUAGGAAAUCUGGCAAAAAGGGGCUAGCUAAGAAAGCUGAGGAUCCUCAAGCUGCAACUCUGAAACCUGAAGAACCUCCAAAAGAAGUCGACAAAGGUAGUAGCCCAGCUGAUAAUGACAACAGUGAAAAGGCUGUCAGAGAGCUGAGGAGGUCGUCCAGAGAGCUUUCACGCAGGCAGUCAGCAGCUGUGCUUAAUACUGCACCACAGAAGAAAGAGAGGCGAAAGAAGGAUGAUGAGAACCAAAAUACACCCUCUCCCUCUCUGGCCUCUACCCCAAAAUUUCAGAGGCCCAGAAAAGGCAUGUUUAAAGCUGAAUUGCUUUACCCACCAGACAUGAAAGGCAGCCCUAUUAGGAUGAGAAUCACCAGGGUAUUUCCAUCCUCUGCUACAAAACCUGCUGAUUUUGAAAUAUCGAGUCCCCUCUCAACACAGGAAUUAAAUGCAAUUAAAAAAAGAAAACAGGCUAGAAAGCUGGUGGAAAAAGCCAAAGCUCUUCAGCAAAGUAAAAAGGACACUACUAAGGAAAAAGACGCUGUACGACGCUCCACAAGAAGCAAAGAGUCCAUCGUAAAUUACUGUGAAGAUGAGGAUUCUGUAGUGUUUUUGGAGGAAAGCAAAAGCUCUCCAGUCACUUCACAGGAAAAUCACAAAACCCAGAAGAAGCUUCGUAGUUUGAAUGAAGUUUUGGGUAAAAAUUCAUCUCAAAAUAAAACAUCUAAGACCCCGGCAGCUUUGAAGGUGGCUCCUCUGUUCGGUGAGAAAAAAACUCAGAGGCUGUCAUCUGUCAUCUCCAUUUUUGACGACAGCAGUCGAGAGGCAUCAGAGAACUCGCAAGAUGAUGAAGAGUUCAGAGCAAAGAGAGAGUUUCUGAAGAGUGGCCUUCCGGAGUCCUUCAAAAAGCAGAUUGCAAAGACCGCAGCCAACCGAGAGGCUUACAGUCAGGCCUGUGCUUCCUUUCAGACAGUGGUUCAUGUGCAGCAGAAGACUGCAGAUUGUUUUAUUUGGAACCUCCAGUGGCCCACAAAUCCCCUCCUGAAUUGUUUGAAGGAGCACUAUAAUUUCCCUUCUGCACCUCUGAUCGACCAGUUUUUGGGUUAUGCUACAGUUCCUGCGAAGAGAGCAGGUUGCCAUCAGAUGUCCUUUUGUCGAAGAUCAGAGUUUUCUGAGUCAGUUAGAUUGCAUCUUUUGGAGGAGAUGAGAAUUUCCAAUCCCUCCUUCCCUCAUCAGCGCUUCUUUACACGGUUUGUCAAGAGAUGUGAAGAUUAUAUCCUCCAGGCUUCUGCGUCAGAACCUGAAGGUGAGGCAUCAUCUGAUGGCGUCGGGAGAAAACGGAAGCGUGUGGAUGAAGGAGAGGCGACUGGCAAAGUGGGUAAAAAACCAAAGUCUAAUCACACAGAAGGGGACGUCAUAGUGAUUGGAGAAAGUCCACCAUCAGGUGGCAGAAGUCGAAGAGGUCGAUCACUGAGACAAAAGCAGAAAGAAGAGCUCAAGCCUGUGAAAAUCCAGAAUGAUGCUGUCAUUAUAGUGGAUUCCCCUGUCCCAGAAAGUUCAAGCACCGAAGAUCGAGUGAAAGAGGAUGUGCUUUGGACAGAGAAGUAUCAGCCACAGCACUCCAGUGAAGUAAUCGGGAAUAUGAAGUCUGUCCGGAGGCUACACAGCUGGCUGAAGGAGUGGAAACUGAGAGCUGACCGGGAAGAGAAGAGGAAACAGCAGGAAAAGAAGCAAGAGGAGGACAGUAAUGACUCCUGGCUCAUAGGUGAGGGCCUGGAUGAGACAGAAGAUCAUUUGUGUAACACACUUCUUAUCACUGGACCUACUGGAGUGGGCAAGACCGCUGCAGUCUAUGCCUGUGCACAAGAACUCGGGUUCAAGGUAUUUGAGGUGAACUCCUCGUCUCAAAGGAGUGGUCGUCAGAUCUUAUCCCAGCUAAAGGAAGCUACUCAGUCCCACCAGGUGGACAUCCAGGGUGUCAACGCUCAAAAACCAUCCUACUUCAACAGCUAUAGCAGCAGCAGCACUACAGUCAAACCUGGCAACUCUCCCAGGAAGUUGAAUUCCCCAAGAAGGGUUGUAUCAUCGCCCAGGAAGCCUCCUCAGUCCCCUCGAAGUGCUUCGUCCAGAAGAGGAGGCUUGGCUCCGACAUCUCUGGCCAAUUUCUUCAAAGCAGGUGGAAGGCCCACUGGCAAAGAAACAAACGGUCAAGACAAGAAAACACAGCCUGCAUGUCUGAAGAAGUCUGCCAAAACAAAGGAGUCUGGCAGCAAAGAGUGCCCCGGAGGAACAUCAGUGGGCACUAAGGUCUCCACUGAGGACCAGGACAAGAAGACUGCCACAUCCCUCAUCUUAUUUGAGGAGGUGGACAUCAUAUUUGAUGAUGACGCAGGAUUUCUGGCUGCAAUAAAGCACUUCAUGACUACAACCAAGAGACCGGUUAUACUAACAACCAGUGAUCCAACCUUUGGUGCUACAUUUGACGGAUAUUUUGAGGAAAUCCAUUUCAAAUCUCCUUCAGUGGAGGAUGUGUCCAGUUACCUCCAGCUGCUGUGUCUGGCAGAAAACAUCAGAACAGACACUAAGGAUUUGUCCUGUCUGCUCGACUGGAACAGGUGUGACAUUCGUCAGAGCCUCCUGCACUUGCAGUUCUGGGCCUGCAGUGGUGGUGGACAGCAGGUUCAUCGGCCUCUGCCAUCCUCAGAGCACAAAGGGGACAUCAAGGGUGAGAUUAACCAUCAGUCUGUCAAAGCUCAGGGUGUCAAUGAGGAUAAAAUACCACCAUGCCACACCGCAUGCACAGAAAGUUUGCUGGGAAUCCGAAACCUGCAAACAGAAAAUAUUGCAGAUUUGCUGCUAAAGCAUGAGUCUUCAGUAGUGGAUAGCAUUAAGUGCUGGGAUCUUCUCUCGGAGGUCCACAGAAGGGGAGUGAAUCUUCUUUACUCAAAUAUGGAGAGUCUGCUUCCUCUGCCAACUCGUCUCUUACCACAGUCCACCCUUAAAUCACAACCAACACCAAACCCACAGUCCCACCCUGAGCCAAUACCUCCGACUGUGAGGUUGGAAGUUUUGGAAGAGACCUCAGAUGAUGGUAGUCCCCUUAAAGUGUCCUCUAGAAUGAGGGGCAGGAAAAAGAUGGGCAUUGGCAAUAAAGACGUUUUGCAGUCUGAUUCAGAGUCGGAGGAUGACUUUCUCUCGCUACCAAAAAAGAGCCAAGAUCCUGCUCAAAGCACUAAUGUGAAUGCAGCCAAUAUGUCCGAUGCUGCGCCGGGAAAACCAAGGCGCAUUGUGUUAUCUGAAGCUGAAAGGAGGAAGAGCAAGCCAGUGAUGCAGUGCCUAAGCGGUUUGGCAGAGUAUAUGGAGCACAUGUCCUUCCUGGACUCCUGCCUGCACAACGAGCCACUCCAGACCGAGGGUUCCUGCAGACCACAAGCCUUUGGCUGGACUGCUGCAGAGGUCAAGAGUGGGAUGACCGAUGACAUUCGCUUGGAGUGUGUUAGCCAACUAAAUGGUGUUAAUGUCAAUGAAAUCCAUGCUGCAUUGGGACACAUGAGUUUUAGGAAGUGCAAGGCUGUAGUCUCUGAAGCCUGGGACAGAGCACAGCAACUGGAGGAGAUCAGAAGAGAGGCAGAGGAGGAGCUCACCCUCCCUGUGCCUCCACACAAAGAUGGCUUUAUCCUCACACAAACUACACCUUGUGACCCAAGGCUGAUGGAGAGGAGGAGUGAGGUGAUGAAGUCGGUGCUGUCCUCUAGAUCAGCUGGAACACUUGGAAACCAGGCAGCAGCGGCUCUUGACUACCUCCCCUCUCUACGUGCCAUCUGUAGAUCAGAGAAACUGAAGGAGCAGGGAAAGAUCAAACGCAGGUUCUUGCACUAUUUGGACGGUAUACACUUCACUCUUCCUAAAAGCACAGUGGAGUUCCUGGCUUCAGAGUUCCCUUAAAUUACACACAUCUUUAGGAAGCCACUUAAUGCAUUUGUACAGUAAUAUAUAUAUAUAUAUAUAUAUAUAUAUAUACACUCACAAGGAGUGUGGUUUUAUGUUGUUUGGUGGACAGCACAUAUGUGUACUGUUUUAAAUGAGCUGUUUCCCAUUAUGAAGAUCGUUUGUUUUGUAUGGUCAUGCAUUUUCCAAAAUGUUUUAUCAAGUAAUAAAUUUGUAUUUGCUAUUUGCCAGCAAACAUGA